CAGGGCUCACUGGAGGGGCUUAGGACAUUCGGAAGGUGCGUAAUAAUGCGACUAAGACCUCCGCUUUUCUGACCUUGCGAUAUAGGGGCGACGUCGCGGACAGCCAGCAGCACAGGGCAGGUUGCGAGCGAGGAGGGGAGUGUGAACGUCGCGCGAAGAGAACUACGAUCAGCGCCACAGCAUCUCCUCAAUGAAUACUACAACACGCAGUGAAAGGGCCCGCCGCCAUCGCCCCCUUCCCCUCUCCUCCCCUUCCCUUCCCUUCUCUUCCCCUUCCCUUCCCCUCCUCGAUCAACCUCAUCACCUUUAUGCCCCCUCCCCUCGUCUCCUCCCCAUACCGGUCUGGCCCUUGACCUCAGCUAUUCCCCACUUACAUUAUCCUUCGCCUCCUUCAAAACAUAUAUGCACAUUUAUACCAGUAAGUAUGCACAGUAGAUAGUGUUCAAUAUAGACAUUCGUGUUCCU
Messenger RNA from Schizophyllum commune H4-8, 465 nucleotides. RefSeq lists its product as uncharacterized. The transcript has a single exon. Bases 191 to 439 code for a protein of 82 amino acids. NCBI's taxonomy places the organism in Eukaryota, Fungi, Basidiomycota, Agaricomycetes, Agaricales, Schizophyllaceae. The record is from RefSeq and is a predicted model, not a curated record.